Molecule: messenger RNA, 2086 nt
Organism: Neomonachus schauinslandi (Hawaiian monk seal)
Lineage: Eukaryota; Metazoa; Chordata; Mammalia; Carnivora; Phocidae
Gene: ZNF526
Product: zinc finger protein 526
Exons: 1
Coding region: 12-2027 (671 amino acids)
Biological process (GO): regulation of transcription by RNA polymerase II
Cellular component (GO): nucleus
Molecular function (GO): DNA-binding transcription factor activity, RNA polymerase II-specific; RNA polymerase II transcription regulatory region sequence-specific DNA binding
Source: RefSeq, a predicted model, not a curated record
CCCCCCCCACCAUGGCAGAGGUGGCGGCUGAGGUGGCUGAGCUGCCCACACAGAUGUCGCCAGGGGCGGUGGAGACGUCAACACCGAUGUUCGGGGAGAUGUCAGCAGAGGUGACCGAGAUGACACCUGGGGAGGCGCUGGCCUCGUCCCUUUUCUUCCAGCAUCACCAGUUCAUGUGCUCUGAGUGUGGCAGUCUCUACAACACGCUGGAGGAAGUCCUCUCGCACCAGGAACAGCAUGUGCCCACUGUCACCGAGGACGAGGCACUGGCCGCCCAGGAUCCUGGCCUGGAGCCCGAGCUCAUGGCAGGGCCUGAGGAAGGGCCCUUCCAGUGUGGGGAGUGCAACCAGCUCAUCCUGUCCCCCGGCGAGCUCCUGGCCCACCAGGACGCCCACCUCCGGGAGUCUGCAAGCCAGAUCCAGUACCAGUGCGGGGACUGCCAGGAGCUCUUCCCCUCGCCUGAGCUGUGGGUGGCUCAUCGCAAGGCCCGGCACCUUUCUGCUGCAGCCACCGAGCCACCAGGGCCGCCCCCACUGCCCCCGCCGACGCCACCCCCGCCAACCCCCGCUCCACCCGAAGUUCAGAUGGAGCCCUACGAGUGUCCCGAGUGCUCUACCCUCUGUGCCACUCCUGAGGAGUUCUUGGAGCAUCAGGGCACCCACUUUGACUCCCUAGAGAAAGAAGAGCGCAACGGGCUAGAGGAGGAGGAGGAGGAGGAGGAGGAAGACACAGAGGAAGACACAGAGGAGGAAGAGGAGGUGGCGGCAGAGGUCGGUGAGGAUGCUACGGGAGGCGACAGGCCCACAGCCGGCCGGGCCCAGGGCUGUGCCGAUUGUCCCCAACCCUGGACGGCCGCGGAGGCGCGCCGGCGACACCGGCGGGCCUCCCGCGGCCCAGCAUCAGCGGCCCACCCCUUCCACUGCACCCAGUGCCAGCGCAGCUUCAGCUCGGCCAACCGGCUGCUGGCGCACGGGCGGGCCCACAUCGGGGGCACGCACGAGUGUACCACCUGCUCCAAGGUCUUCAAGAAGGCCGCCUCCCUGGAGCAGCACCUGCGGCUGCACCGCGGCGAAGCGCGCUACCUCUGCGUGGACUGCGGCCGCGGCUUCGGCACCGAGCUCACGUUGGUGGCUCACCGGCGGGCUCACACCGCCAACCCGCUGCAUCGCUGCCGCUGCGGCAAGACGUUCAGCAACAUGACCAAGUUCCUCUACCACCGGCGCACGCACGCCGGCAAGAGUGGGGCGCCCCCCUCGGCGGCGGCCUCCCCGGUGCCCGCCGAGUCCGCGCCGCCGCCGCCGCCGCCGCCGCCCGCCCCGCCCGCCCAGCUGCCCUGCCCGCAGUGCUCCAAGUCCUUCGCCUCGGCCUCCCGGCUCUCGCGGCACCGGCGCGCCGUCCACGGGCCCCCCGAGCGGCGGCACCGCUGCGGCGUGUGUGGCAAGGGCUUCAAGAAGCUGGUCCACGUGCGCAACCACCUGCGGACGCACACGGGCGAGCGGCCCUUCCAGUGCCACUCGUGUGGCAAGACGUUCGCUUCCCUAGCCAACCUCAGCCGCCACCAGCUGACGCACACGGGCGUGCGGCCCUACCAGUGCCUGGACUGCGGCAAGCGCUUCACGCAGAGCUCCAACCUGCAGCAGCACCGGAGGCUGCACCUGCGGCCCGUGGCCUUCGCGCGCGCGCCCCGCCUGCCCGGCCCCGGCCUGUACAACAAGAGCCCCUACUACUGCGGGACCUGCGGCCGCUGGUUCCACGCCCUGGCCGGCCUGCGGCUGCACCAGCGCGUCCACGCCCGCGCCCGCCCCGGGCCCCCGCCGCCGCCGCCGCGAUCCCCACCCCCCGCCCCCCCGCCGCCGCCGCCGCCCGAGCCUCAGCAGACUAUCAUGUGCACCGAGCUCGGGGAAACCAUCGCCAUCAUCGAGACGUCGCAGCCACUAGCGCUGGAGGACACGCUGCAGCUGUGCCAGGCAGCACUGGGGGCCAGUGAGGCGGGCGGGCUCCUGCAGUUGGACACGGCCUUCGUGUGACACGGCUGGGGAGCAGCAGUGAGAUGGCCGUUGUGGGCCUCUCUGGGGGACGAGGGGAG